This is a messenger RNA of Coccinella septempunctata (seven-spotted ladybird), 5417 nucleotides long. It is a transcript of the gene pico, whose product is annotated as ras-associated and pleckstrin homology domains-containing protein 1. The record is from RefSeq and is a predicted model, not a curated record. Gene Ontology annotation, biological process: signal transduction. NCBI's taxonomy places the organism in Eukaryota, Metazoa, Arthropoda, Insecta, Coleoptera, Coccinellidae. The transcript is spliced from 10 exons. The coding region runs from base 179 to 3658 and encodes 1159 amino acids.
GGUCAACAGAUUUGAACGUUCAGUCGGCUUUAGUUGACGUGUGGUCGAGGAUAUAAUUUCGCGUAUGAAAGUGAUUAAAAGUUGGGAAUGCUUGAUCUAAUCUUACCAUUAUCUCACCCACACCUGCGUGUGUCGUCGCAAAGUUCGCUCUACUGACUGUGCUUUUAAAAGUUUUGACAUGUUGUUUUGUGGUGGCAGUUUCCGCGCUAAAACAGUCCAGAAAAAUGACGUUUGUAAGGUUGUCGAAGUGAACAAUAGGCAGUUGAAACUUUUCCGUUCGCUGAGUUUCAGAGGAUACGACAAGGUUUCCAAUGGAAAGAAAACUUUUGUUCAACCGCCCAAAGUUCCUGAGGGAUCUAUGAGCGAAGUUUCAAAGGCAGUCAAAUCGGGCCUGGACCCCACGAACUCUGGCAACCAGCUGCGUCCUCUAAACUCCGAAAUCGCCGCCCCCAGGAUAGACAGUUACAGGUUCUCGAUGGCGAACCUUGAGGACUCGCAGGACGUAGACCUGGACGCCAUCCUGGGGGAGCUCAAUGCCCUAGAGAAUGAAUGUGAAAGGGAAAUAGGACAGGCCAGAGAUAGUAAACGAUAUUCAGAUGCUCAAAAAUUCCACCAGUCCAGGGCUCAUAGCAGGACGUCUUCAGAGGGCCCAAGACUCAAAUUAGACCAAGGAGGUGACGGGGACUUGAUUUUAAAGACUGACUCUAUCCGCACAGAAUCCCCAGACAAUGAUUCCGCCUUCAGUGAUACCGUGUCCAUGUUAUCCAGCGAAUCGUCAGCCAGCAGUGGUGGUAGUGCCACCAACAAGCCACAAUCCUUACAUUUACAAUCACAAGAUGACGCAACAAGAAUCAAAGCGGAAAAAAUCAGGAUGGCUAUGGAGAAAAUCAAAGAAGCCAACAUUCAAAAACUCUUCGUUAAGGUUUUCACAGUUGACGGAUCUGCAAAAUCCCUUCUUGUGGACGAAAAGAUGCUGUGUUCUUAUGUAACAAGACUGUUAGCAGAUAAAAAUCAUGUCCAGAUGGAUCCCAAAUGGGCCAUUGUGGAAAAUUUGCCGGACCUCUAUAUGGAACGAGUGUACGAAGACCACGAGCUCCUAGUCGACAACCUCAUGAUGUGGACCAGAGAAUCUAAAAAUAAAGUUUACUUCGCCGAGAGAAUGGACAAAAUAAAACUCUUCACCCAACCAGAGAAGUUCCUGUUGACUUCAACCGACCGCAGAGACAAUAUCGAGUUCGAUGAACAUUCUAGAAAUAUGCUGCUAGAAGAAUUCUUUUCUUCAUCCUCCAUUGUGAUACCAGAAGUAGAAGGACCCCUCUAUUUGAAGGCAGAAUCGAAAAAAGGAUGGAAGAAAUACCACUUUGUACUUAGGGCCUCUGGAUUGUAUUAUUAUCCGAAAGAAAAAGUUAGGUCGGCUAAGGAUCUAGUGUGUCUGGCGAAAUUCGAUAAUAAUCAGAUGUACUACGGCUUAGGAUGGAAGAAGAAGUACAAAGCUCCGUCCGACUACUGUUUCGCAAUAAAGCAUCCAAGACUGCAAGAACCGAAAUCAUCGAAAUACAUCAAAUAUCUCUGUGCGGAAGAUCACCAGACUCUCGAAACCUGGAUGAUCGGAAUGAGGAUAGCCAAGUAUGGUAAACAGCUGAUGGAUAAUUACAGGAGUCUAAUGGAGGAACUGGCGCAAGAAGACUUGGAUCAGCUGGCACAUGCAAGAAGUUGUUCGGUUAGCUCUAUAGCGGUACCAUCGAAUGUAACAACCCCAACUCAAGGAUAUCAGAGCAGUGAAGCUGGUUAUGGCACGCAAAGUGAAACAUACUCGGCUCCCAGUGAAAUAAGUUCAGGAAGACAUAGUAGAGCUAGUAGUUCGAGUUCUAGUGGAUGCAUGAGCGAUGGAGCACCAUCAAGUUGUGAAAACGCUUUCGAUUCUGAAUUUCCCAUGGGCACAAUCAAGCGAAAACCCUCCAUGAAACCCAACCUACCCCUAACCAACAUGACGAGGCAACUGAAAGAAGUGGGCGAGACCAGAGAUGAAUCGGAUUCAACCUCCGUCACCUCUCCCAACCACACUUACACCAAUACCGGAACCCUCACUCGCAGGCACAGCAGAAGGAAAUCCAACAAUUCCGAAGAGUCAUCGAAUUCCGGAACCCUCAAAAGGCAACUCUCUUAUAAAUCUAGGGGCUCCAUGGAAUCUAUGGGAGGAAGGAGCAGCGGCAACUCUACACCCUUGUGUGGCACACCAGUGAGGGAGAGGGCGUCUCCAUUUGGAGAGAGGAAUACAUCGUUCGAAGACCGUUCUCCAAGUAGUAUAUCGGUGAGGAGUCCAGUGAGUCCUAUGUCCCCUGGGGUGGAUAUACCAUCUUCAAUGACUGAUUCAAUAAUUUCACUGCCUCCACCACCACCACCUGACACUACAGAGGAGGUAAUAAGCGACUCUCCCUCUUACCAGCUGCCUCCACCACCUCCAGAGAUAUACAAUUCAAAUCUGUCAUUGGACAGUUUACCGCCCCCGCCGAAUCCGAACGAACUGCCGCCGAUGACAGGUUCAGAACUUACAGGAAGUCAAUUAUCACUCAUGUCACUGCCGCCUCCUCCCGGUGAAGACAACGGCACUAUAAAGCGCAGGAAAGAAAGCAGCAGUUCCGCUUCAACUCCGACAAACGUACUGAGUCCCAACCGAACGCCGACACAGAUGUCUCCGGACGCAACACCCACACAUUCAAGACUGAAUACACCCUGUUUCAGUCCGCCAGUUUCGAACUCUGGCUCGAACUGCAGCACGCCAACACAGAUGAACCCACCAGUCACGUUUAGUCCUACACACCCACUCCAAAAUAGUCAAAUUCAAGCUCAAAAUCACGACAGAAAUGGCACAGAACAAAUUUAUGGCACCACCAGUUAUCCCCAACCUCCAUCAUACGUGAAUCCCCCACAAUACGGUAGACAGAGUAACACUCUGCCAAGUUCUAGUUUUAAUAAUAACAAUGGACUCAGGUCUUCUUUAAGGCAGUCUUCCCUUCCUAGACAAAUCUCCUCGAAUAGCAUAGCUUCAAGUAGUUCAGGCUCUUCAGGAAAUUCCAUCUACGGGGUAAUUCCCAACGACCAUCAGGUGAAAAGUUCGCCUCAUCUCCAGAGGAAGGUGGCGUUUCAAGAACCGUCGAGUCCUAAGAAAAGUACCAAGAAAAUUAGUUUCAAUUUGACACCACAGGAAGUGCCGCCGCUACCGAAAAGACCACAGCCUCCAAAAAGAUCUGAAUCUACCAAACUCUCAAGUCCUAAAAAACUGGCAGAUCCCCCGCACGACUUCCUGAAGGACCUUCAGAGGGUUAUGAGGAAGAAGUGGCAGGUAGCUCAAAAAUGCAAGUUGGAGCCGGCAACAACCCCUCACGAAGUGUUGGGUUUCAGAGAUCCGCCAGCACUCCUUCCCGACUAUAAGGAGCACAAUGUUUCCAAUUGGGUUCAAGAACACUACGGACCAAAUAACGUUUAUGAGAAUGUAUAUAGGGAUAAUCCUGAUGGUGUAGUCGAAUAUGCAACAAGCCCCAUUCAUAGGAAUAGUGACAUUAGGGCGUCAUGUGAUUAUGGCAGGUCUAAAAGGCCACCACCACCCCCUCCAAAACGUAGUGAGACAACACACUUAAGUACUUCAAAAAUGCAUUGAUGCUGUGCUUCAUUGUUAACUGAAAAGUUAGUAUGUGUAUGAAAGUUGUUACACAAAACGCAUCUUACGGAAAUAAUAACAGUAAGGAUUUUUAAAUUAUAAUUUGACUACAUUAUUUUAAAUUCAAAAUCAUUUCUAGAAAGGUUCCGACAUCAAAAUAUCAAUUUCAAAUUCUAAGGUUGGCGCAUAAAAAAAAAUUGAUUCAAUUCCAGCCGGUUGGAAUUGAAUCGAGCGAACAUUCUUCAUAUUCAUGAAAAUUCCAUCUUCAGAAUUACAAGGAUCCAAGUCGGUUUGCAAUCGGGAAUAUCCACAAAAGGAGUGUCAAAUUUGACAGUAGAGUUUGAGCACCAAGUUGACAUAAACUACCCGUUGAAACUUCAAAUUUGAAUGAUUUUCAUUUCCACAAAUUGAAUAAUUCUUCAUUGGUUGCCAGGAUAACUUUUCUGUUUUCCGGAAGAGUUAUUACCACCCUUUUAUUGAACGAUUGUCAAUUUUGGAAUAUUCAUAUUUUGAAUUUUCUGUCCGAUAUUGUGUCACUUGGUGCAGUGAGUGAAAUUUUGAUUCAUCUCACUUCAUAUUCGAAUUGUGAAAAGUUAGACGGCUUACAUCCUCCUAAAUUCUUGCAUAAAAAUGAUACAAUGAAAUGUAUUCAAAGUAUUACAUAUUUUUGAAUAUAGACUAACCGAGUUCGCUUAUAGGUGCCCCAAAACUGAAAUUUGAAUGUUGAGAAUGAAGAGCUUGAUUAACUAAGUAAAUGUUGAAUUUUCCCGAUAUUUUCGACGACUUGUGUACAUCAUAACCCGUAUUAAUGAUGUAUUACCAGUAUCGUGAUAUCGUAUUUUCCAACAGGAAAAUUCCGGAACUGAAAUCUAAUAUCGCAUAUGAAAUACAUAUACUAAAUUUUCAACAACAGGAGCAUUGUAGAAAGUUUAUCUAAACAAACAAUGUGAUUUUAAAUAUUAAUGUGCCAUUUAGUAGAAGAUAAAACCUAAAUUAAAUUAUGAAAGAUCAUUUUAUUGCAUAAGUGAAGAUUGGAUAUAAUUUAAACGACUAUCUGGUUAUUCUGUUGGUAAAAUAAAUUAUUAAAAAAUGUCAAACAUUUAUGGUGCUUAAUAGUUAGAUAUGAAAUUAAGUAAUAGAUGUAGCUGAUUUUGUGUGGUUUAUAAAUUUUAUAUAACAGUUGCCCUAUCAGUUACUCAUUUUUGAUGAUACAGGGUUGAAGUCAGUUUAUUUAUUUUUUUCUUGUAAUUUCCUUCAUGUAAUAUAAUUGUGUAUAUAGUUUAAAAUGUUCCAAGCGAAAGCUGUUUAGGAUAAACAGCUCAUAACUGAGAUGAAGAUCAUACUUUUAUUAUGAUCAAUGAAAACACUUUUUAUAUUGAUGUACAAGAUCUCUUAUUAUGCCAUUGUGUCAUACAAUUUUGUAUGUUUUAUACGAUUUAGUAACAUUAGAUACUUUAGAAAUUUGAUAAUUAGAUAAUUCUUACCUUCAAAAUCUUCCCCCCCCCUCUCGGUUUCAAUACGAAUAUUAUUUUCAGUUCUGUGCAAUUGUAUGUUUGAAUUAUAAAGAAAUUAAUUUUUAAUUUCUAGCACAAAUCUAUAUAAGUGUUGUGAAAAUAUAUUCAUGAUCUUUUAGGCACCAAGAUCUUUGUUUUUAAUUUUCCUAGGUGCUUUAACUUAAAUGUAUACUGUCCUCUAUUUCUAUUUACUAAUUGUUAUGAAGUAAGCACUAUAACAAUAUAUAAUAAAUUCUUAAUAGUUA